GGUGAUUGGCAGAGUGCGGGCGGGGCUGGCGGGCCGGGAGCUAUGUCGGAAUGGGGCUCGUUCUACCGGGGCGAGGGGACGGAGGAGGCGGAGGAGGAUGGGGAGAACGAGCAGCAGGAGGGGGAGGCUGUCGCGACUUCCAAGUUCUCGGGGCGGGACAGCCUGAUUUUCUUGGUCGAUGCCUCCAAGGCCAUGUUUGAGUCCGAAGGGGACGGCGAGACGCCUUUCGAGAUGACCCUGCAGUGCAUCCGGAAUGUGUAUACCAGCAAAAUUAUUAGUAGUGACAGGGACCUGCUAAGUGUUGUGUUCUAUGGCACAGAGAAGAACAAGAACGUGGCAGAUUUCAAGCACAUUUAUGUUCUUCAGGAACUGGAAAAUCCAGGUGCAAAGCGUGUUCUAGAGCUGGACCAAUACAGGGGUGAUGAAGGACGAGUACUUUUCCGCGAGACCUUUGGCCACAAUGCUGACUAUUCGCUGGGUGAAGCGCUCUGGGCCUGCUCCAACCUCUUCAGUGAUGUCCGAGUCAGACUGAGCCACAAACGGAUCAUGCUCUUCACCAACGAGGAUAAUCCCCAUGCCAAUGACAGUGCUAAAGCCAAGUUGGCCAGGACCAGAGCUUGUGAUCUGAGAGACACAGGUAUCAUCCUGGACCUGAUGCACUUGAAGAAGCCUGGAGGGUUCGAUAUCUCGUUGUUCUACAGGGACAUCAUAAAUGUAGCGGAGGAUGAGGACCUUGGGAUCCAACCUGAGGAGUCAGGGAAACUGGAACAUCUCAUGAAGAAAGUACGAGCAAAGGAGACAAAGAAACGGACUUUAGUCAGGUUAAAUCUGUACCUAAGCAAAGAUCUGUCACUUGCUGUUGGUGUUUACAACCUUCUUCAAAAAGCUUAUAAACCCUAUCCAGUGAAGCUUUAUCGAGAAACUAAUGAGCCGGUUAAAACAAAAACAAGGACAUUUAAUGGGAAAACAGGCAGCCUGCUCCUGCCCAGUGACACAAAAAGGGCUCAGACAUAUGGGAACCGCCAGAUUGUGCUGGAGAAAGAGGAAACAGAAGAAUUAAAACGGUUUGAUUCUCCAGGCUUGUUUCUAAUUGGCUUCAAACCACUUUCAAUGCUAAAACAGCACCACCAUAUCAAGCCCUCUCAGUUCCUCUACCCUGAGGAGUCUUUAGUAAGUGGGAGUACAACACUAUUUAAUGCCUUAUUGAUUAAAUGCUUGGAGAAGGAGGUGAUGGCACUGUGCAGAUACACCGCCCGCCGGAACACUCCCCCUCGCUUUGUGGCCCUGGUUCCCCAGGAGGAAGAGGUGGAUGAGCAGAAAGUGCAGGUGGCCCCUCCAGGUUUCCACAUCAUUUUUCUACCAUAUGCAGAUGACAAACGGAAUAUUGAUUUUACAGAAAAAGUGCCAGCCAGUCAAGAGCAGGUGGACAAAAUGAAAGAAAUAAUUCAAAAACUCCGAUUCAAAUACAGGCCUGAUAGCUUUGAGAACCCAGUUUUGCAGCAGCACUUCAGGAAUUUGGAGGCUUUGGCGCUGGAUAUGAUGGAACCAGAACAAGCUGAAGAUCUUACAAUGCCAAAGGUUGAAGAGAUGAACCGCAGGCUGGGCAACCUGGUGGAGGAGUUUAAGGAGUUGGUUUAUCCCCCUGACUACAAUCCUGAAGGGAAGGCUGUAAAGCGAAAACAAGCUUCUGAUGGUCAGACUGAGAAGAAGCCCAAGGUAGAAAUCUCAAAAGAUGAGCUGCGGAGUCACGUGCAGAAGGACACUCUAGGCAGGCUCACUGUGCCUGUUCUGAAGGAGGCAUGCAGGAUUUGCGGGUUGAAGGGUGAGGGGAGGAAGCAGGAGCUCAUGAACGCGCUAACCAAAUACUUUAAUGAGCACUGAUCAGGAGCAGAAGGCCCUGGUUGACUUCCAUCUGCUUAUUGUCUUUAAGUUGAUGCUGUGUCUGUUUAAUCUUGGAGGAGAAGGUGACAAUGUUGCCGCAUCUAACAGCGGAGAAACUUUUUACACUUAGUUGUGAAACAUCUGUGCAAAGUUGGAUUCUGUUCACAGUAGCCAAAGGCAGAAAUAAAUUUCCUGCUCGCUCAGGUCACCCACUGCGAGUAAACACAGUUGUGCCUUCCUUGUUUCUUAAUAAAGUUAUUUUGGACUUCUUAUUUUGCAUCACUGGCUGUGCCAUCUUUGCAUCAUAAAGACAGCGAAACUCACAAAACAGAGUGAUCUGUAUUAAUGACACCACAUGAAUUCAAGCUGCAGGUCGAGACUGUGUGCUAACAGAGGGUAUAAACGUGGUGUAUUGCUCUCCAAAACAGCCAGUCAGCACCUGUACUUCUUAAUUGAAUUGGGUUCUUUUCCAUCAUUGGCGUUAUAAAGGUUAUUGGCACAUCGUAAGGGAAAAAU
Molecule: messenger RNA, 2397 nt
Organism: Cuculus canorus (common cuckoo)
Lineage: Eukaryota; Metazoa; Chordata; Aves; Cuculiformes; Cuculidae
Gene: XRCC6
Product: X-ray repair cross complementing 6
Exons: 12
Coding region: 43-1881 (612 amino acids)
Biological process (GO): telomere maintenance; double-strand break repair via nonhomologous end joining; cellular response to gamma radiation
Cellular component (GO): Ku70:Ku80 complex; nucleus
Molecular function (GO): DNA helicase activity; damaged DNA binding; double-stranded DNA binding
Source: RefSeq, a predicted model, not a curated record